UCCCUAGAGCCCAACCCUGAGAACCUCCUAUGGUUCAAGUAACAGGCCUUCCCGGGGCGGGGAUUUGGUUUGUUGUUCUUGCUUUUUUUUGUUUGUUUGUUUGUUUGUUUAUUUUUGAGAGACAAUGUGCCAGCAGGGGAGGGGCAGAAGGGGGGCGCGGAACAGGAUCCAAGGCUGGCUCUGGUCUAACAGCGGAGGGCAUGAUCUGGGCUGGAACUCACCAACCCGGAGAGCAAGACCUGAGCCAAGGUCAGAUGCUUAUCCCACGGAGCCACCCAGGCGGCCGCUUGCUGUUGUUUUUUACAGUGUGUUGUUUGUUCCCGGAAACAACUUGGUUGAACCUUCCUUUGCCUUUUUGCUGAUUCCGCCUUACUUGCUGACGGGACCAAAACUCCAUACAGCCCCUUGUACUGACUUUUUUUGUAUGCCCGUUUAAAAAUAUGAGCCCCUUGUAGAACAUUAGAAGGCAGUGACUCUUAGAAAUGUAAUAAAUUAGCAUCCCUUAUCUAACCUCGAAGAGGGUAACACUCAUUUAAAAAUAUUGAACAGCUGCUACAUGGAAGGCAGAUGCUAUGGUAAAGGGAGAGUCAAUCCGACCUUCACAGAGUAGGAGAAAGGGUGCUUCCUGUGGAACUGGUUAUGAUGGAAGGAGAGGUCCCUUUUGUCUUCAUUGUUGCUUAGAUGAUAAAUGCUGAAGAAAUUUAACCUGAAAGAGAGAGCCUUACAUAUCUGGGAGUUUAGAAGAGCAUUUGGAAGUGGGCAAGUGCUUCCAUUCUAUUUAACUCGGUGAUGGGAUCACCAGCCCAGAACAGGAACUUGCUGUUUAGUGUCCCUGGCAGGUGUUCUGUCCAAAUUUGUAUUUUCAUGAUUUUUGUUGGACAUUUGUUAAAAACUGAAUGGUAGAUGGUACACUUGAUCAGAAGGUGCACUCUGCUCUCUGAGUUUUAUGUUAAGUAUUACCUUAAGUAAAAUAGAAAUCUUUGAGUUACAAAGCUGGUUUAAAACGUUUAUCCCUGUUUUUAUAGACAAUGGUGGGAAUUUAUUUUCUUUUCCUGAAACAGUAGUGGCAGUAAAAAGUUUAAAAAUAUUUCAGGGGUGUGUGGGUGGCUCAGUCGGUUAAGCAGCCGACUUGGGCUCAGGUCAUGAUCUCCCCCUUGGAAGGUUGGAGAGUCAAGAGCCUGCAUCAGGCUCUGUGCUGACAACUCAGAGCCUGGAGCCUGCUUCAGAUUCUGUGUCUCUCUCUCUCUCUCUCUCCGCCCCUCCCCUGCUCGUGCUCUGUUUCUCUCUCAAAAAUAAAUAAAGGUUAAAAAAUUUUUUUUAAUGUUUCAAAAUAGGGAAGCUACCAGGAAAGUGAUAGUUUGUCAUCUUAUUGUAUUUACAUACUAUUUCCUUUCACCAGUUGUUCCUAGACUACUAUCUAGCCUCAUCUCCUAACUCUCUCUUCCCUCAUCCCGGUUUACCCCGCUCCGGUGGUUCUCAAUCCUGGCUGCACCUCAGAACUACAAGUAGAACCUACAAAAAAAUAAAUAAAUCUAGGGACUCCACUCCAUAUACAUUUAAAUCAGAAUCUCUGGGAGUCAAGUCUGGGCUUGUUUUUCCCCCCACUAUUUGUUUUCUUUUAAUCUGUACAGAUGAUUCAGAUGCAUAAUUAGGUUUGAAAAAACAAAUGCCUUAUUCCCAAGCCAUUUAAACUAAAGGCUGUUCCUUGGAUGAACUACAAGAUUUUUAUCCUUUACAUUUGCUAUUCCUUUUUACUUAGAACACCCUUCUCUUUUUCCGCUUAUUUAUUUGCUGCUUAUUUAAGAUCUUUAAAGCCAAUCAUAACUUUCCUUGAAUCCCCAUCCCCUCACCAGACAGAAUUAAUUGCUUCUUCCUUAGCAUUUUGUUCACACAGAAGCAGCCCUCUCAUUGAUGUACUCUGGACCCAUAACCUACUAAUAAAUUGAAAAAGUCAAUUAAACAUUGAAGGUAUUAUUCAUAUUUUUUUAUUUUUUUUAAUAUUUGUUUAUUUUUGAGUGAGACAGAGAGUGGGCAGGGGAGGGGCAGAAAGAGAGAGAGAGAGGGAGACACAGAAUCCAAAGCUGGCUCCAAGCUCCGAGCUGUUAGCACAGAGCCUGACUCAGGGCUUGAACCCAUGAACCAUGAGAUCAUGACCUAAGCCGAAGUCAGAUACUCAACCUACUGAGCCAUCUAGGUGCCCUGAAGUGUAAACUUUAUAAGAAUGAACUUGAUCGUAUAUGACUUUUCUCUAAAUAAAGCUUUUUUAAAAAGUUUAUUUAUUUUGAGAGAGAGAGAGAGACAAAGAGCACAUGCAAGUGGGGGAGGGGCAGAGAAAGAGGGAGACAAACAAUCCCAAGCAGGCUCCAAGCUGAGUUCAAUGUGGGGCUCUAACUCACCAAUCCUGAGAUCCCCACCUGAGCUACAUGAUCUGAGAUGAAGUUGGAUACUUAACCCACUGAACCACCCAGGCACCCCAAAGCUAUUUUUUGUUUGUUUGUUUUUUGUUUUUGUUUUAUGUGUUUUGGUCAGUUUAACCCCGAGAGUCGUGAUAGAAAUAUUACAUAAAUAUCUUAAACAUUUUGUUUUAGCCUGAAACAACUAUAUGCUCAUUUGCCAAUCUACUGAGAAAGCCAUGGCGUUUUCUUUGCACAAGUUCUGCUGAUUAGAGUUUUGUGUGGCAUUUCUUGCAUAAACUACACCUCUAAACCAUCAGCAAAGAUUUCCUAAGAUUUUAUUCCUUUAAGAGGAAAAUAAUUUAAAGGCACUUGCAGAGCUGUCUGAGUGCAGAUUUCUCCUUUAUAAUCUUUUAUUGUGAUCUCACACAUUCAAACAACUCACAGUUUGGGGGUCUUUCCAGAAUAUUAAACUUUAGAUUUUAAAGAAACAAUGCAAUUUAUUUCCACACUAUUUCAUCGCUUUACAUAUUACUAAGUUAUGAAAGCACAAUAACAAGUACAACUGGCAUAAACAGGUUUGGGAACAAACACAGGUAACUCAGUGUCAGAUUGUACUGAUAGGAGCAGAAGUAGACAGAUUCACGGGAGAGUAGUUUCCUAACCAGUCAGCAUGAUGUGGGAAUUAGCAGGUUAUGAUUUAUAAAGGAAAUAGAAUGAGUUAAUUGGUUAGAGUUUUUAGUGUAAGUAGACUAAGAGAGCAACUACUAUACCUCUACAUUUUAAUUAUUUUACUGUGUGUCUAUCGCCUUCAUAGAGACAUAGAGCAUUCUGAGGGCAGAGAUAGUGCCUGGCUAUUAAAGGAAACUUUGGGGGAAUCCCUAAAAGUUCUUCUGUCACCAUAUAAAUCUUUAAUCUUCUUAUGAAAACAAAUGAAAUUCUGAAAAACGAACAGUUGUUUUUAGGACAUUUACAUUAAUUCAUGGGUCCCUCAAGAAAAGUAAAUGUAAUAUUGCACAUUUCCUUGUUAAAAGCUUAUAUUAAUUUCCUAAGGCUGCCAUAACAAAUUACCACAAACUGGAUAGCUAAAAGCGACAAAAAUGUAUUCUCUCGUAGUUAUGGAAGGAGAAGUCCCAAAUCUAGGUGUUCUCAUGACCAUGUUUCUUUCAAAGUGUCUCAUUUUCGUUGCCUCUUCAGCUUCCGGUAGCUCCAGGUGUCUCAUUCCUUGGCUUGGGGCUCCAUGUCUUGAGCCUCCUAUGGUCUUCUUAAUGUGCAUCUGAAUCUCAAAUCUCCCUCUACCUUUCUGCUGUAAGAACACUUGUGUGGAAAUAACGGCCAACCAUAUGAGAAUAAGCAAAGAUUAUUUACUCAGAGUUUGCUAUGGCAAGGAAGUCAGCCACCAUCACUUGUGGGUUGGCAAAGUAGGAAAGCUUUAUAGUGGAAAAAAAGGAAAUCUUCAAGUAUACCCUGAUUAGAGGCAAUUGGCAUGGGGAAGCUGUAAGUGGGCUAACUAGAAGCAAGGCAUCCUAUGCGAUUGGUUAAGUGUGCAUAUUUGGCUUUCUCUGAUUGAUCCCAAGAUAGAAGUGGUGACAAAAAUUAGGGAAGCUGUCAGUUAUUCAGCAAACCAGCAAACACUGGUCAUUUGGGGCCAGUUGUUACAGAAGUUUUUGUUUGGCUUCUAGAAUUGUUAUUAGAGAUAGUGGUCUGGCUUCCUACAAGCCUGGCUUAUAGACAGCAGGAUGGUUUCCUGGUCUGGUUACUGUAGGAAACAGGUUGGUUUCCUGAGUUGGUUGCUGCCAAUUGUAGGUCAGAAUUCUGUAUUUAUAUAUGGUCUGCCCACUGUUUGCAUAGCCCAUCUCUCACCUGUCAUUGGAUUCAGGGCUAAUCCUAAAUCCAGGAUGAUCUCAUUUCAAGAUCCUUAACUUCAACUGCAAACACCAUUUUUCCAAAUUAGCACAUUCACAGAUUCUGGAGUUUGGGACAUGGACAUAUAGGUGUGGGGGCACCAUUCAACCUACAAGCUCCUCUUGGUUUAGAAAUCAUGCUUACUUGUACACAGAGUAAAAACAAAAAACAAAAAACCUUGCUUCUUACUGUCCUGAAUGAAACAUGUAGGUAGGUUGUGACUGGAUUUCAUCAUACACCUAUCAUUUCUAUUUGAAACAGUUGCCUAGCUAUCCCUUAAAGCUUGGAUUCAAGCUGCGGAUCAAUCUUUGUAUGUUUACACUUUAAAGCAAGACAUCUUGGUAGUCUAUUACUAGUGGACAGAGAAAUCUCACCUUUUGUAGAAAGCUAGAAGCAGGGUGGUUAAUGUAUUAAUGUUGCCUGUAUUGUCUUUGAUAGGAAGUUAAGGAACACUGCAAAUCCUGGUUUUUUUCUUUCUGGUUUCAGCAUCCUGAAACCUUAAUCACAUUGCCUAGUCAAAGAAGAGAGUAAUGACUACUCUUAGCAGAUCCCAACACACUAGUAUAUAAUAGGCACAAAAAAGGUGAAUCAAAAAGGGGGAAGAGACACAGAAGAAUGUCAGGCAACAGAGAAAUGAAGAGUCAAGGAGUUCCUGAAGAAGCUCUGGCUAACCGAGGCACAUCUUCAUUAACUGCUGCUGUAGAGCAAGUUGCAAAGCAACAACAGUCACAAACAUCAGAGAUAGAAAAAAAUAAAAAAGUUCUAUUCCAUUUGCAGGAUGAACUCCAUGAGCUUGAAAAACAAAUAGCAUCUGUCUCUGCAGAAACUAAAGAAACAGAAAGGCAAAUUUAUCAGCAAGAUGCUGCCAUCGAGAAUACCAAACUACAGUGUGGGAACCUGGAAACUCAAAUCAAAUCCUUACAUACAGAAAAUGUAAAGCUUAAAUUUGACAUAGAAGGAGCUCAAGAAGACUUUGAGGAACACAUGAUAAGAUAUAAUGAAUAUUAUGCAAAAAUAAAAGAGCAUAAAGAUAGUUUGUGGGAGGCUGGAAGCAAAAGGUCAUUCAUGACUACACUCCAUGAAAAACGAGAUCUUGUUAGAAAACUAAAAACAAUGAAAGAGGAACUUAUGCAAAAUCUCAAAAAUCCAGAAGGAAACCACAUAAAACAAGCACAGGAAGACAUUAUAAAGCUGAAGGCUAAAAUUAUAGCUGUAAAAGAAUCUAUCAUUGAAAAAACUUUCUUUCUUGAGGAAGAAGAAAAGACACAUGAAAAAUUAAGAAAAGAAAUAGAGGUACAACAUAAGAGAUAUAAUGCAAUUCUUAAGCGUUUGCAUUGUCAAGUGAACAAGCUUCGGUCAAAUAGAAGACAAUGGCAAUCGAACAUUCAACAACUGGAAAAAACUGCCGCUGAACUGAGAAAACGCAUUGGAAUGAAAUACUAACGUGGCUAAAGGGCAAUGUAGAACAUAGACUAUGCCAACAAAACAGAAAAUUCUUUGGAUUCUUAACAACCAGCAUCUACUACCAGAGGUCUGUCUUAAUAACAGAUGUAUUUUCUCUCUCUCUCUCUCUCUUUUUUUUUUUUUUUUUGAAUCAGUUACCUGUUUACCUUCCAAGCCUACAAUUGACAACAGUAGAGAGACAAUAGGAAUGCUUAUGUAAGAAUAGUGCAAGAUUCUAUAUAAACACUUUGAGUGUAUAAGAUAAACUAUACUCAUGAUUCUUAUUUUAUAAAUGUGUUGUUUGCACUAUCAUAUGAGGUAAAAAUUUAGAAGGAAAGAAACACUUGAAGUUAUAAUGAUUUAUUUUAAAUGAUUUAUUUUAAAUGAUUUAUUUUAAAUGAUUGUUUCAAACAUUUUAUUAAAACUUGCUUUUUUACCGCUGCCUUCACAGUAGU
This is a messenger RNA of Neofelis nebulosa (Clouded leopard), 6196 nucleotides long. It is a transcript of the gene CCDC122, whose product is annotated as coiled-coil domain containing 122. The transcript has 6 exons. Bases 4914 to 5741 code for a protein of 275 amino acids. The record is from RefSeq and is a predicted model, not a curated record. NCBI's taxonomy places the organism in Eukaryota, Metazoa, Chordata, Mammalia, Carnivora, Felidae.